AUGGAAAUAGAUAAAACCAAUGUGUGUCAACUUUCUGCAGAUAUUCGUUUUGAACCAGCGGACGGUAAUGCUAAUGCUCCUACUUUUAAUUUCCAUCUUCGUAAUUUAGAAUUUGAUCGGAACACAACGGUAUAUAUUUCUUCUGUGAACGGUAUCGAUAAAAACGUCAGCGAUCAAACAACUUUAACAUUUGUUACACCUUCUUGCUUGGAAAUGCAUAAUAAUUUAAAGAUUUGUUCUCCGCUAAAGGUCGAGGGACUACGCAUGAUAGAUAUUUACAAACAUGAUGGUCUUUACGAUGUUAUCGUUAACUGGGAUAAACCUAGGAAAGAACCGGAUAAUUAUACGAUCCAAUUGGAAACCUUUCGGAAAGAUAAAAUAUUACUUAUAGUACCUGGGAAUGCAACCGAGGCUCAUUUUAUUAAUAUCAAAUUGGAACAACAAUAUAAAGUCAGUAUUAUAGCUGAUUCCAUUGGUGGUUCUAGUCCGGUAUCUAAAAUAAUAACUGAUUGUAACGUGAUGUUAGUUAAUGAAUACAGUCUUUUUCAAAACAUCAUGAUACCGUUAGUGAUUAUAAUGACGAUUUUUAUAUUGGUAACAAUUUGCAUGUUUCUGUUUAAAGGAAGAACAAAUUUAUGCCAUAAACAAUACACGCAUUUUCAGGCUUUAAAUCAAAAGGAAUUUCCUACUAGUGUGCCUAAAUUAUUAGAAGAAAAUAAGGACAUAUCCAACAAUGAUAAAAUUAUUUUACCAUUGGAUAAGUUUGAAUUAUCUCCAAAAAAAUUACAAUUAAAAGAUAUUCUUGGAAGUGGUGCUUAUGGAAUCGUUAGACUUGGAUUGUUUCGGGAUGAUUUCGGUGCUGUUAUUAACGUGGCAGUUAAAGGACUUAAAGAUAAUCCAACUGUCGAUGACGUAAAUAACUUUUAUAAAGAAAUUCAAAUAAUGAAAUCAGCUGGUAAACAUCCAAAUAUAGUUUCAUUAAUUGGUUAUUGUACGAUGUAUAACAAACCAUUGUUGAUCGUUGAAUAUUGCUGCAAUGGAGAUUUGCAAACGUAUUUGAGAAAGAUAUGGAAAAAUACGAUAAACGAUAUUCUUGAUUAUAAAUCGCAAUUUAAAUUCGAACAGUGUUUUCAUAAUUAUGAAAACGAUCAGACUGAUCGAACCGUUGAAAAUCAUUUAUAUGAUAUUCGACAGGAAUAUAUUACUGCGGUCGAUUUAUUGAAUUUUGCAAGGCAAAUCGCUAAUGGAAUGGAAUUUUUAUCAACCAAUCGAAUAGUACAUCGUGAUUUGGCUGCACGAAAUGUUUUAGUAUGCUCUGACAAUAUUGUCAAGAUAUCAGAUUUUGGUCUUAGUCGUGAUAUUUAUCAAGAAAAUGUUUAUAAAAAACAAGGAAGCGGUAAAUUGCCAUUAAAAUGGAUGGCAAUCGAGGCUUUGACACAUCAGAUAUAUACAACUCACAGUGAUGUAUGGUCUUUUGGUAUUCUUUUAUGGGAAAUAAUCACGUUAGGUUGCACACCAUAUCCUGGGGUUCCCACAAGUAAUAUCUUGAAGCUUUUAAAAACAGGAUAUAGAAUGGAAAAGCCACCAAACUGUGGAGAAAAUUUAUAUAAUAUAAUGUAUUCGUGUUGGCAUAUCAGACCUCAAAGCAGACCGACUUUUACGGAAUUAAAGAAUGAUUUGGAUAUGUUACUUAACAAUUAUACUGAUAAUAAAUAUUUAAAUUUGAGUUAAAUAUUACAAGAACUUAAAAAAAAGAAAAGGAUCAGUGCUUUUUGACAAGAAACUAAAAGAAAUUAUAUAAAUGAUUAAAAUAGUUCUU
Polistes canadensis is the source of this 1819-nucleotide messenger RNA. Its product is annotated as tyrosine-protein kinase receptor torso-like. The coding region runs from base 1 to 1731 and encodes 576 amino acids. NCBI's taxonomy places the organism in Eukaryota, Metazoa, Arthropoda, Insecta, Hymenoptera, Vespidae. Gene Ontology annotation, cellular component: signaling receptor complex. Gene Ontology annotation, biological process: positive regulation of kinase activity; cell surface receptor protein tyrosine kinase signaling pathway; multicellular organism development. The transcript is spliced from 12 exons. Gene Ontology annotation, molecular function: ATP binding; transmembrane receptor protein tyrosine kinase activity; protein binding. The record is from RefSeq and is a predicted model, not a curated record.